GACUUCCCACCGCUUUGCUCGUGUAUCUCUCCCUACCUCUUUCUCUUCCAUGUCUCCUCUCAGCUAACCGAAUCUUUCACCAUAUCCAUCCACAUGCAUGUACACAUCCAUGCAUGCAUGUCUACAUGCAUACAUACAGAGAUAUGGACAACACCCACAUACCCCAGAUAGAUUGAUACUUUGGAUGUUUUGAAAAAAAGGUGUACACAUGGAUUGUCUUGUUUGUCCUAGUUAGGGUUAGGGUUAGGGUUUCCAAACCUUCUUCAAACUUGAUACCUUUUCCAACAAGCUCCUCUUCACUUCUCCAUCACAUACUACACCUUAUUUCUCAACGAAAAGCGUCGGAAAUCUUCUUCUACACCCGUAAAUGACGGCUGCUUGACCGUCCAUCUAUCACUCCUUAGUUUUUUUUUUUUCUUCUUUUUUUUUUUUUUUUUUUUCUUUUUUAAUGAAACCUGGGCUGUAAAAAGAAAGGCUGGACAGUGAUGAACGGAAGUGAUUGCACCGAGGGCUCAAAGAAGAACCCUUCUGACAAAGACGAGGAGGACGAGGAUGAGGAAGAUGAUGAAGAUGGAAAGCCUAGAAAUGGUGGGAGCUCAAGCAAUAGCACGGUUGAGGAAAGUGAGAAGAAAACGGGGUCUGGAUCAGUUCGCCAGUAUGUUCGUUCCAAGAUGCCGAGGCUUCGUUGGACGCCUGAUCUCCACCUUUGCUUCAUUCAUGCGGUUGAAAGACUUGGUGGCCAAGAUCGAGCUACACCUAAACUGGUUCUUCAAUUGAUGAAUAUCAAGGGCCUUAGCAUCGCCCAUGUCAAGAGCCAUUUACAAAUGUAUAGGAGCAAGAAGAUCGAUGAAUCGGGCCAAGUCAUAACUGAAGGAAAUCUUAUGGAAGAUGGGGGUCGCAAUAUUUACAGCCUUAGUCAACUUCCCAUGUUACAUGGUUUCAAUCAAAGGCCUAUUAACAAUUUCAGAUAUGGUGGUGCUUCUUGGGGCAGCCAUGGGAACUGGAUGCCCAAUCCAUACAUUGCAGGUGCCGCAGCGCAUAAUCGUAAUUACCACCUGACUACUUCCGUUUCGCAUGAUCGAGAUACAAGGAAAACUCACCAAGUGUUUGAUGGGUUCCAAUUCAUGUACAAUCGAGAAUACCCCCGAACCCAAAUCGGACCACACCCAACAGGACCCAACUUCAUAACAAGAGUGCACGCGAGUCAUUUGAUCAACACAGACAUACCAGCGGCCAAUCGGCACGAGAUGUCCUUUGCACCAGUCCAAGAAGAUAGAAUCACAUCGAAAAGAAAGUCCAUCGAUUGCGAGCCAGACUUGAACUUAUCAUUGAACAUAACGUCGUUGCCGAACGGGCAUCUUCGGAGAUGUUGGGAGGAUGAAGAAGUGGAUAGCAAUCUCUCCCUUUCUUUGUCACCUCCUUCUUCAAAGAAAGAAACAUACCCUCAAGACAUUGAUAGGGCCUCAAAGCUUAGCAGGUUGAAGGAAGAAGAUGAUGAUGGUAGGGAGCAUGUAAGAUUGCCAAGUACUCUUGAUCUGACCAUGUGAAGGAGAGCAUCGUAGUGAGAUCUCUAGUACUUGUCAAAGAGGGUUAUAUAUAGCACUUUCUUUGUACCUACUUACAAGGUAAUAACCAACACUUGUGCCUAUUCUUUCA
This is a messenger RNA of Magnolia sinica, 1656 nucleotides long. RefSeq names its product putative two-component response regulator ARR20. Gene Ontology annotation, molecular function: DNA binding; DNA-binding transcription factor activity. Lineage: Eukaryota; Viridiplantae; Streptophyta; Magnoliopsida; Magnoliales; Magnoliaceae. Bases 486 to 1547 code for a protein of 353 amino acids. The record is from RefSeq and is a predicted model, not a curated record. The transcript has 5 exons.